This is a messenger RNA of Closterium sp. Naga37s-1, 468 nucleotides long. The record is from the annotation of a GenBank genome assembly. Lineage: Eukaryota; Viridiplantae; Streptophyta; Zygnematophyceae; Desmidiales; Closteriaceae.
AUGGCGCCACCCGCGCGGGCCGCCGUUCCCGACGCGACGGCCGCGCGGCAUCUAACGGUCGACGGCGACGUCGGGCUGUCAGACGACGCGGCUCGGAGCCUCGCGCGGGGGUUCUUUCUGGGAGGUUUCCUGCUGCUGCCCUGGCUGUGGUUCGUUAACUGCUACUUCUUCUGGCCCGUGCUUCGCUACAACGCCGGCCACGAUCCCCUGCUGCGAUCCUUCCCCCCUCUCCCUCCGUCCAUCCCUCAUUCUUCCCUCUCCCCUCCGUCCCACGUGGUAGGCUCUGCCAUUGGCUGCAGUUUCGCCUGCUCCCUCCCUGCCUUUCCUCCUGCAGUUUCCUCUGAACCUCCUUCCCACCAACCCGUUCUCCCCAUAUCCCUCUCCCCCCACCCUCAUCCAGACGUGACAUGGUCGGCUCACCAUCAGCCGCAGUGUUGCUUUCUCCUUCCGUGCCUCUUCUUCCUCUGA